AUGGCAAUGUCGGGUCGUCUUCUUACUGUGAUAGGUACGGUGGUGGGCACAGACCAAACGUGUAGUGUGCCUGGUCGUACGAUCUCAGAAAACCUCUCUUUUAUCCGCGAUCUGAUCGAGUAUGUCGAGCGUGAAGAUCUGCCGGUGGCCCUUCUCUCUUUAGAUCAAGAGAAGGCCUUUGAUCGAGUAGAUUGGGGUUUUCUGUUACGUACUUUAGAUCGUUUUAAUUUUGGUCCUAGCUUCUGUAAAUGGAUCAAGCUUUUUUACACGGAUGUAGAGUCAGCAGUGGUAAUUAAUGGCUGGACUUCUACAUUUUUUAAACCAUCUCGUGGUGUGCGUCAAGGCUGUCCUCUUUCUCCUCUCCUCUAUGUGCUCUGUAUUGAAAUCUUAGCAGUCAACAUCCGUACGUCACCUCACGUUACCGGUGUGUAUCUCCCCGAUUCCAUCGAGCAGUACAAAUGCUCUGGAUAUGCGGAUGAUACCACGAUAGCAGUGACGACGGACGAGUCGAUUGAGGAGGUGUUUAACAUCUAUGACACUUUUCAGGAAACAUCUGGCGCAAAAUUAAACACGGGCAAGUCCAAAGGCAUGUGGCUUGGUGCCUAAAAGAGUAGAACCAAUACACCUUUUGGGUUAUCGUGGGUGAAAGAACUUCCUCUUCUUGGCACGACCUUUAGUGUGGGAGACUACACCAUCCCCACUUGGGAAAAGCCUGCUGCCAAACUGGAAUCACGCUUGUCCGCCUGGUCUGGUCGUUCGCUCUCGUUACAGGGCAAAAAGACCAUAAUAAAUGUUUUGGCGCUCUCGCAGAUUUGGCACUUGUGUCACGUCUUUGCAAUCCCGGCGUGGGCGUCAAAACGCAUCACGAAAGCUCUUUGGUCCUUUUUCUGGUCAGGCAAAAAAGAUCUGGUUGCUCGCACCACUGUGUGUCUACCCAAGUCUCGGCGAGGCUUUGGUGUCAUAGAUUUUGAAAGGAAGGCUGAGUCCUUCGCUCUGCAGUGGGUGAAACGGUUUUUCGCUCCAGAACGAGCCAAAUGGAAGAGCUUUUUAAAAUUUUUUAUCACCUCUUGUUUGGGCAGGUCCCCGCAAGAGGCUUUUGAAUAUUCAUCCUAG
This is a messenger RNA of Paramuricea clavata, 1113 nucleotides long. Lineage: Eukaryota; Metazoa; Cnidaria; Anthozoa; Malacalcyonacea; Plexauridae. The record is from the annotation of a GenBank genome assembly.